Messenger RNA from Corticium candelabrum, 1788 nucleotides. Its product is annotated as solute carrier family 15 member 4-like. Gene Ontology annotation, biological process: transmembrane transport. Lineage: Eukaryota; Metazoa; Porifera; Homoscleromorpha; Homosclerophorida; Plakinidae. The transcript has a single exon. Bases 1 to 1788 code for a protein of 595 amino acids. Gene Ontology annotation, molecular function: transmembrane transporter activity. Gene Ontology annotation, cellular component: membrane. The record is from RefSeq and is a predicted model, not a curated record.
AUGGAUGUUUCAUUGUCUCAAACAAACCUCCGAAGAAAUAUGAGAGAAGCUCUCGUUGGAGGCAACCGAGAAAGACGCUGCAGUGUAAACCUCACAGACAGCACAAAGUCACUAAUUCGUCUUCUCGUUGUUCUCGUACUUGAACGUGUGGCUUUCCAUUUUAUCACCGAUACCAUCGACAGCUUUACGUAUUUCUACUUAAAUUUCUCUUUCCCGUCGUCUACAACUACAUAUCUCAUAUUUUCUGGCUCGGCUCUUCUCUUGGCUCCGUUCUUCGGUGUGUUGACUGAUCGAAAGACCGGUUGUAUGCCAACUCUCAUCACAGCUUUCGCCUUCUAUCUGAUAGGAUCAAGUCUAUUGCUGACCUGUACAAUACAAACGGUCAUUCAUUCCGGCACAAAACCAAGCGGGAGUCAUCUAAACGUUAUGAGAACAUUGUAUAUCGUUGGUCUAAUUAUUGUAACGCUCAGUCGAUCUGCUGUACGAGCGGCGUUGAUGCCUUGUAUGGUUGAACAACUGAGUGAUGGUCACGCCAAACGAAGUACUUUGAUAGCAUUCUGUAGUUGGGCAUUUGUCGGUAUCAACGUGGGCUCGGUCCUUGCCAUCGUUCCCGGCGGAUACUUGGCGAUAACGGGAGCGUUCACCAUCGACGGUCAUCUCUAUUCCAGCGGUUUCUUCUGGCUUUCUCUUGCGACAUGUUGCGUCCUCCUGCUCGCUUUCGUCAUUCUCAUAAUUUGGAGAAAGACUUACAAGUCGCCUUGCCCUCGACAAAGACUAGACGAAGCCACCGUGCCAUCCCUACCCGACAUCCUAAAAACAGCGUGUGGAUGUUACCGUGACAGCUCCAGACCUGCCUAUUACGACCCCGACGCUCUCCCGAUAAGAAACAAAGAGGACAGACUACAAUACGAAGCAAGCAUCGAGCGCAAGAAGCUAGCACUCCUCGUGCCCGCCUUGUCAACCAUGAUCGUCUUCUUUGCCAGCUACAUGCAACUGGAAGGAAGUUAUAAAGUUCAGGCUCUGCACCUCGAUCUCACGUUUACUACAGCGAAAGAAGCAUCCGGAAACUGUUCGAUCGUAAGCAACGAAGUCGUAUUUCUUAUUCGACCGUCGAUCGCACAAGCGUUAACUGCUGCCUGUGUGCUGCUCACUCUCGCAGCAGUCCCAACAGUCAUUAGACCUUGCUACGAAAAACGUUUCAAAAAGGAGCUGAAAAUGAUGACACGCAUACAAUGGGGCAUGUCUGUUUCCGUCUUAGGCUCCACGUGCGCGAUGAUAUUGGAAAUCGUUCGCUAUCACAGCACUCCGAUAAAGGCUUUUUGUCUGACAAUCGGUGGCAAGUCUUUUGUCUUUGCCUAUUCGUCCAUCUCUGCACUGUGGCAGAUACCUCAAUACUGCCUGUUGGGCAUGAGUGCCGCAUUUUGUGUCGUCGCAGCUGCAGAGUUCGUGCUCUCGCGAGCACCCAGCAGAUUUCGUUGUACAGCAUUCGGAUGCUUCUGGCUGGCAUGGGGGUUGGGUCACUAUGUUGGUCUGGCAAUCUACUAUACCAUGUCACGAGCAAAACUGUACUACAGCGAGACAAGUCACACAAAGCAAGGGACUGGCAUCGACAUUGGAGCGCUAACCAAUCAAGAAACAGAGUGCAAUCCAUGGGCAUACUAUUUUGCUUUCACGUUUCUCUCGAUUACCAAUCUAGUGGCAUUCACGUUGGUCAAGCGCAGACACCGAGACAUACAAACAAUAGACAGACCACACAGAUCUGUACAACUCACAGCCGUCUGUAUGUAG